AUGAAUUAUCUGGAAGCAAGUUAUUUUCAGGAAUGUACCGCAUUGUGUCACUUAGAUGGUGAUUGUCCUGAAGCGAAGAAAUGUUGUGUUGAAGGUUGUAGUAGGCAAUGUCUGAAACCACGAGGAAGAGAUUUGAAUCUUUUGCCGAUCCCAACCAGUAUCAGUGUUCAGGAACGAAAACGAAAAAGAUCAGUGAUCGUUAGAUGGGUCAUGCAACAGAUGAGUCGUGCUCAGACAAAUUCAAAUGCUAAUUUGUAUGUGGUGCAGUGGAGAUGGAGUUUACAUAAAGAUGGUACUUCAAUAAGCGAUUGGCAAACGAUCGUUACUCGUAACAAAAUGUAUGCUAUUUUGAAGCAUUUACUUGCACCAGGCAGAUAUUACAUGUUUCGUGUAGCAGCUGUUAAUACAUACGGUAGUAUGGGAUUCUCAAAAAGCAGUCAACCAUUCAAACUUUCGAAGGAACCUCAAGCACCUGGACAACCACUUGAUUUGACGUUAGAUAACUCAGAAAUUGAUGAGCACAAUUUUUGGAAACAACGGAUCAGAUGGACUCCUCCAAUUUCCGAAUUACCGAUCAAAAAUUAUAUCCUUUCAUGGCAAAAAUCGACAUUACAACAAGCAAUUGCAUAUGAGGAAAUGUUGAAACGACGAGUGAACAAUGUUGAAAAACAGGAAAAGCGAUCAACGAUAGAUGACGAUGAUGAUGAGAUUGAUAAUGAGGACAGUUUCAUGGAACGUGAACGGAUGUCAGUUGUAAUACCGGCAUAUCAUUCGUAUGCUGACAUCCAUCAAUUACAACUUCAAUCUGUUUAUUUAGUUGAAAUUUACGCCACAGUAGACUCGUCGGAUGGCGAAUUACACGGAGAAAAAGCAACACUUUACGUGAGGACAGACACAAUGAACGUCAGUAAAGACGAGCGUACUAACAGUAGUAGUGUUUAUGGUAGUAGUAAUAUCACAAGUACAACGAUUCAGAAAUGGGAAUCAGAAUCCCGAAAUAGACUGCAAGAUGAUAUCACGAUUGAUACCAAAUUGGAAAUGUUAGAUGUCAGGGCACCGUAUUUCGACGAUAAUUUGAAAACUGUAGUGAGUUGGUUCAGGAAUGGUCUAUGCAACGGAACAAGAAUUAAAUAUAUGAUAAGAUGGCGUUUGUUGAUGUGCAGAGGAAAAGAUAGUAAACGCAUUACUUACUAUGAUUUGGAUUCAUCCGGCGAAGAUUGGGCGCAGAUGGAAGUCCAAGAAUGUGUCGCAGUUUUGGAAGAUCUUGAUUUUGCAUGCUCAUAUAAUGUGGAGCUUGUUAGUGGUCGUAACAAACAGAUGAUUGCAAAGGCUCAUUUCGAGACGCAAAGCUGCGAGAAAACGCCAUCAACGAUUACUUUAACCUGCGACAAUCAACCAACUUCUCAAUCCCUCUCUUGCAUCGUUAAUUCAAAAAAUAAUUCGGUACGAUGUAACUGGAAGAAUAUUAAUGGUACGGAAAAAAGUGUUGGCUACCGAAUUGUACUCAGUAAAUCCGGUGCAAAGGACAAUCAAAUAGUGAUUAUGCCACCACAAAGUACCACAGUUCAAUUUGAUAAGCUUGAACUGGAUCACGACUAUCAUGUUCAUGUACAAACGAUUACAAGUAAUGGUCUUGGCAAUACGUUAACAACAUCUUUCCGAUUCAACCGGAACAAGACUUCCGAGAAGCUUUCAUCGACUCUUUUACCUGAUCAUCUCCGGAAUAAUACUUUGUCUCAUAUAAGCAGUAUAAUCACGGAUCAUACAGGCGAUGAUCAAAUAUCACGGAAAAUUAAUCUGCAAUCAGUAAUAAGAGAAGAUAACGGACUUCUGUAUAAUAAUGAAAGGUUUCCAGGUGCUACGGUACUCGAGUUACCAUUAGAAAGUGUUGCUUCAAGUGCUAUUAGGUGGACAGCCUUCUAUUUCAUCUGUAUAGAUAUAUUGUUGAGGUAUUUGUUUACUGUUAAUACAUUAUAA
Messenger RNA from Loa loa (African eye worm), 1977 nucleotides. RefSeq names its product fibronectin type III domain-containing protein. Lineage: Eukaryota; Metazoa; Nematoda; Chromadorea; Rhabditida; Onchocercidae. Gene Ontology annotation, biological process: neuron differentiation. Gene Ontology annotation, cellular component: cell surface; extracellular region. Gene Ontology annotation, molecular function: protein binding; peptidase inhibitor activity. The record is from RefSeq and is a predicted model, not a curated record. The coding region runs from base 1 to 1977 and encodes 658 amino acids. The transcript is spliced from 8 exons.